AUGGCGCUGGCAGAGUCGUCCACGUCCACCCAGUACUUCCAAGGCAAUGUCGCCAGCGGUAAUGCAAGAGUGCAAUAUGGCAACGUCCAUCACCACUAUGCUGAACGUACGGAGCUCGAGCAGCAGCAAAGGACUAUCAAAAUCAGGGUCGAUCGCGCUCGAGACGUGAGAGACACGAUCAAUGACACUAUCAAUUGGCUUGCUGCUCCUGAUGCGAGCUUUACUCAUCACGAAUCUUACAAGAAACACGAACCCGGGACCGGGAGAUGGUUUCUGGACGGCGAAAAGUUUUCGAGCUGGCUAACAGCAGCUUCUCGCAUUCUGUGGCUGCACGGCAAGGCUGGAUGCUGCAAGACAACUCUGUGUUCCAUGGUCAUCGAGCACAUCUCGCGUCACUUAUCAGGGAAGCAAGGCAUUGGCUUUGCCUACUUUUAUUUUUCAUUCCGUGAUGUUGCAAAGCAAAGCUACCAAGCCUGGCUGCUCUCCACUAUAUCUCAGCUACUUUUCGCCACCUGGAAGAAGGCAGACGGCAUAUUCAAGCUCCUUGAAAGCCGAGCAGCCAUACUGAACAGCAGACAAGAGGACGACGGGCCCCAUCCUGACAUUCUAGACUGGCCAGUCGACAAGUUGGAUAUAGCGCCCGUGUACGACGAUCUCCGAGCUGCACGUGCACGAAAUCAUAAGCACCCCAAGGACCUCGAAUUCAUACUCCACGAUCUCCUCUCCUGCAAAGAAUCGGCGUAUCUUGUGCUGGACGGUCUGGAUGAGAGUCCUGAAACUGGCGAUCUAAGGAAGGAUGUCAUGGAAGGUUUGAAAAAGACUGUUGAUGAACAUGAACAUGUCAAAAUGCUUAUUACCAGUCGCCAAGAGUCCGAUAUCGAGGUUUUCAUGAGUCAGCUUUGUGACAGCAUUGUCGCGAUUGAGGUAAAGCCGGUCAACGACGACAUCAUGCGUUAUGUCAACACGGAGAUGGAAAGACACCAAAAGCUGUCGUCUCUUGAUCAAAGCACGAAGAAUGAUAUCAAGUGCACGCUUGCCGAGAAAGCGGAUGGGAUGUAA
Pseudocercospora fijiensis CIRAD86 is the source of this 1059-nucleotide messenger RNA. RefSeq lists its product as uncharacterized. The record is from RefSeq and is a predicted model, not a curated record. NCBI's taxonomy places the organism in Eukaryota, Fungi, Ascomycota, Dothideomycetes, Mycosphaerellales, Mycosphaerellaceae. Bases 1 to 1059 code for a protein of 352 amino acids. The transcript has a single exon.